AAUGGCUUCGCAGAUGGCGCUGAUGUUUGAAGUCAACGUAUACACGAGUUCAAAGUUACGUUUAGUUAAUUAAUGAUAUUUAUUAUACAUUAAUAAAACAAAUAUAUCAAUUACGUAAUAAUAUAUUAAUGUAUUAACUGUCGUAUCUAGAUUUUUCUUUUUUACUGGAAAAAUGAGUGACGAAGAAGUAAUACGCCGAAGAUUACUGAUUGACGGAGAUGGAAUUGGAGAUGAUCGUCGAAUAAAUAUACUUCUAAAAUCAUUCAUAAAAUGGGCAAAUAGUCCAGAUGUAGACAACACUUUGCACGAAAGGAUGUUGUCCCAACUUGCUCAGUGUGAAUUUGCACAAAGAAAGUCCAGACUAGUCUCAAAUAUGAGUCAAGAAGAACUGAAGAGCUACGAACAGUUAUCAAAGGAAAUUGAAAUUCAAAUAGAAGAGGCUAAACAGGACAUUGAAAAAACGAAAGCAGAAUUGCAAGAUGCUAAACGUGUUAGGAAAAAUAGAAUAGAAUAUGAUGUACUAGCAAAAGUUAUAAACGAGCAGCCAGAUAGAGUAGAAACCAAUUUAAAGCUUGCUACAUUACGUGAAGAAUUAGGCAAACUAAAGGAAAAGUCUGAACAAUUGGAACACAAAUUGGAAAUGAGACGUAAACAAUUCCACGUUUUAAUAUCUUCCAUACAUUCUUUACAAGGAAUGUUAGAUGAGUGUGAUGAAAUAAUGGAUGUAAGUUUAGAAAAUUAUGAAGACACAGAUACUUCAACACCUAUAAAAACUGAAACAUCUUAAAACACAAUUAUUUUGUAAAUAUUUGUAAUUUGUAAUUAAAUACCUUAAUAUUCCUUAA
Molecule: messenger RNA, 845 nt
Organism: Frieseomelitta varia
Lineage: Eukaryota; Metazoa; Arthropoda; Insecta; Hymenoptera; Apidae
Gene: thoc7
Product: THO complex subunit 7 homolog
Exons: 3
Coding region: 173-787 (204 amino acids)
Biological process (GO): mRNA processing; mRNA export from nucleus
Cellular component (GO): THO complex part of transcription export complex
Source: RefSeq, a predicted model, not a curated record